Molecule: messenger RNA, 481 nt
Organism: Dermacentor andersoni
Lineage: Eukaryota; Metazoa; Arthropoda; Arachnida; Ixodida; Ixodidae
Source: RefSeq, a predicted model, not a curated record
UGGCACGAAUAUGUAUGUUCAGUAUCGGAACUACAACAGCAGUAACUCUUCCUGUAUAAUGGCGACACGGAUAUCAAUGAACAGUAGUACACAUGAAGCGGAGUACAGGACAAGGUGGUACAAUCUGACAGCGGCAGCUCCACGCCAAAUUAAGUCACUAUACAAAACCCACAAUGAAAUACUAACAGCAACACAGUGCUAUCCAGGAGGCGGCAACUCUACGAACAAUUAUACCAUCACGUACACCGACAGCCUUUGCGCAGUUGUUAUUAUACCGCACUGGAAACACGCUGCAGUGAACUGUCCAGAUGCUUGCGAGAUGUGGGUAAGGGACGACAGUGUAAAUACAUGGAACACGUUAUGUGACCAACAAUAUGAAGAACAUUGCGGAAAGAGAAAGACUAAAGUCUACGACAAAAAGUACUGCGAUGCCAUAAUGGAUUACUUUCAGGACAAGAACACAGAAAUCAGAACGCAAUAA